Molecule: messenger RNA, 519 nt
Organism: Ipomoea nil (Japanese morning glory)
Lineage: Eukaryota; Viridiplantae; Streptophyta; Magnoliopsida; Solanales; Convolvulaceae
Exons: 2
Coding region: 1-519 (172 amino acids)
Source: RefSeq, a predicted model, not a curated record
AUGAGUUCACGACUAGAACAACCUUCUCUAUCGCCGCAAACCAGAGUGGUGAUGGAGAGAAGUAGAACUGGGGUCUGGGAGGAUGUUUGGAAACUUCGCGUCCCUAAUAGAAUUUGCCAUUUCAUAUGGCUUGUCAAACAUGGCAGGAUCAUGUGCAACUCGGAGAGAAAGAGAGGUUUUACCCCAGACGAGAGAUGCUGGAUAUACAGAACAGCAAAGGAAGAUGUGGAGUACACCAUAAGACGCUGCCCUGCAGCGAAAGCCAUCUGGAACAGGAUCGUUCCCGAAACCGAGGAACGAAAAAGUGGCGUACAGUGGCUUGAGAGACAAUUCAACGAAGAAAUAGAAGCGGUGAGCAAUGGACCUCGGGGCGGGCAGAUGAGCAUUAACAGAAGGAUUUUUCCGUGGAAGCCCCCGGAUGCAGGCUGGGUUAAAGUUAACACGGACAGGAGCUCUAAAGGAAGAAGCAAUCAGGUUGCUUGCAAUGGAGUGAUUAGAGACAACAAUGCCGAGUUUUAG